Hirsutella rhossiliensis is the source of this 975-nucleotide messenger RNA. RefSeq names its product short chain dehydrogenase domain-containing protein. The transcript has 2 exons. NCBI's taxonomy places the organism in Eukaryota, Fungi, Ascomycota, Sordariomycetes, Hypocreales, Ophiocordycipitaceae. The record is from RefSeq and is a predicted model, not a curated record. Bases 1 to 975 code for a protein of 324 amino acids.
AUGGCCUGGCGCGGCUACGACCCCGACAGGGACAUUCCCGACCUCUCGGGCAAGGUCAUCCUCGUCACCGGAGGAACCGGCGGCAUUGGCAAGCACACCGUCGUCGAGCUCGCCAAGCACGCGCCCGCGCACAUCUUCUUCACAGGCCGCAACCGGACCGCCGCCGACGCCGUCGUGGCCGAGUGCAGGCCGCUGCUCGACGGCCGCGUCACGUUCGUCGAGUGCGACCACGGCUCGCUCGCCAGCAUCCGGUCCGCCGCCGAGGCCUUCUUCGCCGCCUCCGGUCCCUCCCCGCGACUCGACGUUUUCGUCGCCAACGCUGGCAUCAUGGCCGUGCCCCUCGGCGCCACCGUCGACGGCUACAAAGCCCAGUUCGGCGUCAACCACUUAGGCAACGCUGCCCUGCUGCUGCGCCUGCUGCCCGUCAUGCUGCACACCGCGGCCGAGCCCGGUGCCGACGUGCGCUUCGUGACCCUCACCUCGCGCGCUCACUUCAUCCACCCGCACCGGGGCAUCGACUUUGACCGCCUCCGGGCCGCGCCGUCGGCCGACAGCAAUCCGCGGGCGACGUUUAUCCGGACGUGGAUGCGCUACGGGCAGUCCAAGCUGGCCAACAUCCUGACGGCCGCAGAGCUGCGCCGGCGACAUCCGCAAAUCACGAGCGUCGCCAUCCACCCGGGCAUUGUGCGCACCGGCCUCGUCACGAGAAUGGGGGCAUUGAGCAGGCUGGUCCUCCUCCUGGCGGGCCCGCGUGGCCUUGUGACGCCGCUCCAGGGCAGCUACAACACGCUCUGGGGGGCGACGGGCCCCGGCGUGCGCGACCAGGUCGCCGAGUCAAGUGCUCGACAAAUAGCUGCCCUCUUCUGGCCUGUCGGUGAACCCAAAAAGGGCGACGCCAAGUGCUGGGAUGGCGCGCUGGCCCAGAGGCUGUGGGACUGGACGGUCAAGGAGGUCGGCGUCGACGGGAGCGGCUGA